Molecule: messenger RNA, 981 nt
Organism: Vigna angularis (adzuki bean)
Lineage: Eukaryota; Viridiplantae; Streptophyta; Magnoliopsida; Fabales; Fabaceae
Product: codeine O-demethylase-like
Exons: 2
Coding region: 359-892 (177 amino acids)
Source: RefSeq, a predicted model, not a curated record
CUGAAAUUAUCACAAUAGGGAUGAAAUUUUUCCACCUUAUAUGUUCGUAGAGAUGUUAAUUAUACACAAAUCGUGCCUUCAACGUUAUGUUCACCACCCAUCAUUGAUUUUGGGCUCGUAUCUUCAUCAACACCAUUAACUAAAGAAAAAGAAGAGCUGCAAAAGCUAAGAUCAGCUCUCUCCUCAUGGGGAUGCUUCCAGGUAUGUACUUGACGAUUUUAUUUCAAUUUGUAAAUUUGUAGAUACCACUUUCACAAGCAUACCCUAUGAGCUUUUUUGGAAGGCAAUAAACCAUGGCACAUCAAGCACACUUUUGGACAAGGUUUGUGAAGUUGCAAGGGAAUUUUUUAAGCAGCCAAUGGAACAAAAGAAGAUAAUUUCAAAAGGGGUGAAAGAAUUUGAAGGGUAUGGUGCGGAUCCAGUUCCCGAAGAAGGUCAGUUUUUAGAUUGGUCAGAUUGUUUGUGCCUUGAUGUAUACCCUGAAAAUAGAAGGAAGUCAAGUUUGUGGCCAGAAAAUCCAUCAUCUUUUAGGAAAAUUGUGGAAGAAUACACAGCAAAGCUAAGAGAGGCAACAAAUCUUAUUUCUAGAGCUAUUGCUAAGUCAUUAGAUUUAGAAGAAAAUUGCUUCUUGAAUCAAUUUCGUGAACAAGCACUACUGCAAGUGAGGUUCAACUACUAUUCCUGCUGUGCACAACCUGAUAUUGUGCUCGGGCUUAAACCCCAUGCAGAUGGAUCAGGGUACACCAUUAUACUGCAAGAUGACGUUGAGGGCCUCCAUGUCCACCGUAAGGAUAAGUGGUUCACAGUUCCCACAAUUUCUCAUGCCCUGUUUGUAUUGAUGGGUGAUCAAACGGAGGUAUGUGUUAGUAACGGUGUUUUGUACAUCGACUAAAGAUAAUUAUAGAAUUGAGUUAAGGUUAAAGUAUAAUUUAUCAUACAUACACUCAAAUUAUAGUCUAUUCAGUGAAAACCUCACCUGAG